Talaromyces amestolkiae is the source of this 1803-nucleotide messenger RNA. RefSeq lists its product as uncharacterized. The record is from RefSeq and is a predicted model, not a curated record. The transcript is spliced from 6 exons. Bases 1 to 1803 code for a protein of 600 amino acids. Gene Ontology annotation, biological process: regulation of transcription by RNA polymerase II; DNA-templated transcription. Gene Ontology annotation, molecular function: RNA polymerase II cis-regulatory region sequence-specific DNA binding; zinc ion binding; DNA-binding transcription activator activity, RNA polymerase II-specific. Lineage: Eukaryota; Fungi; Ascomycota; Eurotiomycetes; Eurotiales; Trichocomaceae. Gene Ontology annotation, cellular component: membrane; nucleus.
AUGCAGUCUUCGCUCCCUUCAGCUCGGACUUCGACAUCUCCGAGGCCCAGCUCGCAUUCAGUCCAAGGAAAGCGAAAGCGCAAGACCCUCUCAUGCUAUGAAUGUAGACGGCGAAAACUGAAAUGUGAUCGCGAGGAGCCUUCGUGUAGCCGCUGUAGAAAAGCCGGACAGCCAGAUUUAUGCUCCUAUGUUUACGAUGCUUCAUUGCUCUCCACAAACCGACAGUCUUCGAAUACGCCAGGCUUGCUUCCGCCGUCAUCUUCUCUCUCCCAGCAGCUUCAUCCUUCUCCGCGCGGUAUCCCCUCGCGGAACCACGUUUCAACACCGCGAGUAGCCCCCCAAUUCCUUGAUAUCAGCGGCAAGGAAUAUGCACCGUCCACUUUACAGGCAGUCCAAAACCAAGGAACUUGGCAAUUACUGGGAAAUCUUUCCCUUGCCACCAACGGUGCAGAAGCUAGGCCUGCUAUCAGCGGUGACACGACAGAUGUCGCUGCGGGCGCCCAGGAGUCGAUCCCGAAAGAAACUGUGAUUUUUCGCGGAGAAAAUUUCCGAACUCAAUAUUACGGCGGCAGCAAUGCAACCAGCUCUAUUGCUCAUUUUCCAGAACUUCGCUCAUUUAUGAAAGAGACCAUUCACAGUCAGACGGGUUUACCCCGUGUUCAGCGAGAAUUAAAGUCACUACAAGUCAAAUGGAAAGGUAUCAGAGUCGAUGAUGCAUGGUUCCUGACCCAUGAUGAAUUGCUUCAAUUACUCCCUGACCGAGAGACUGCAGACCGACAUGUCAAUCUGUACUUCGACACUGUUGAAAUUACCUAUAGAAUACUACACUAUCAGAGCUUCCAGGAACAGUACGAGCUGUUAUGGCAAGACCCAAAGCAGGUCAACUCCGCAGUUGUGAUCAUCCUUCUACUCGUCAUGGCGUCUGUUGACGUCCUGUUUUCGCAUGAACAGCCAAGAUAUAUUGGUGAUAGUUCCGUGUCUAGGGAGCGCGCAACCUUCUGGAUCGAGGUGUCUGAGAAAUGGCUGGUGCGCCAAAGCUACAAGCACGCGUAUCUCGCAAUCUGGCAAAUCCGCUGUCUAAUUGUAUUCGCCAAGCAGAUCAAUGUCGUGAAGAAAAAGCGCAUCUGGACGGAAGCUGGAACACUAUUAAGGGAGGCUAUGUCUGCCGGUUUUCAUCGUGAUCCUAGUGUGCUAGGAGAGAAGGUUUCUUUCUUUGACCAGGAAAUGCGCAGGAGACUGUGGGCUACCAUUAUAGAAAUGGAACUACAGAUCUCAAUCGACCGGGGAAUGCCCUCUGCUUCCGCUGGUAUUCCUUCGGACACGGCUACUGUACUCAAUGUUCAUGACGAAGAAUUGGAAAAGAACAGACAGUUCGCUUUUGGUGCGGUCGUGACCGGGAUUAUUGGUUACUUCAUCAGCUUGUUUGACACAGACGACGCUGGCUUUUUGCUGGGACGUUGGAUCUACAUUGAAGUCCUCGCUGGUCUCUCAGUUAUUCUAGGACUUGUCUUUGUACUCCCAGCAUUUCUCUCAUUCUUCAUUUGGCCUAUUGAUGUGGUAAUUGCUUUGGCAUGGUUUGCGGCUUUUGGACUUCUUUUUGAUGCCCUUGACGGAGUUGUUUGCGGUGGCUUUGACGGCCUGAGUCCCGUGGAUGGAGGGAACUGUUCCAUUUGGGAAGCCGCCGAGGCAUUUACCUUUCUGUCCGCAUUCACCUGGUUGGUCACAGGUUUCUUUGGUCUCUAUCUGGUAUGGCGUGCCGAUGGACAUGGCGCGAACCGCUGGCAUCAAACCUACGACGUCUAA